AUGAGGAAGAGUCUAUCCAGUCUGAGGAAGAAGACCAAACCCAGUGGCACAUGGCACAAGGAGCCAUACAAACGCACACUGGCAUUCACGCCAACGUCACGAGACCAGGGGAACAUUAAUUAUCCCCGAGAAAAAGAAAAUAGGGAGGAAGAAGACCAGCCACUAGAUGGAGGAGUUUACCAUCAGUUAAGAAGUGGCUUACAAGCACCAUUAUUGCAGGGAAGGAAUGGCCAAUCUAAAUAUCAGCCAUGGAGUCAUAGUGACAUGACAGCUGUAUUAGCUAAAUUACCCCCCAUCACCUCGGGAGGAGGUAGGUGGCUGACUAAAUUACAUGCAUUAUGCCAUGGAACCACUUUGGCGGUGGGAGAUUUGAGAUGCCUGUUAGGCCAAAUUUUUACUGUUUCUCAGAUGACAGCUUUUGAACAAAACACACACAUAGAAGAUGUACUUAAUGAACAGGUAUACACAGCAGUAAGUACAGAAAUGAGUAAAGCCCUUAGAGCCCAAUUCCCGAUGCCCCCCACAGUGUACCAAAACAUUAAAUUUCGCAUUAAGCCCGGUGAGACUGGAUCAGGGUAUUAUUUCAGAUGUGCGGCAGAAUGGGAACAAAUGGUUGAGGAAAAUAGUUUGAAUAACCCUAUAACUCGAGACAUUUUCAGAACAGCCGUGAUGUCUGGGGCCCCCAAUGGUGUGAAACAAGCAAUGGAGGGAAACCCUGACAUACCAGUGGCCUCUAACGAAGUGUGGGAGAGGCAUUUAGUAUUUCACAUAGAUAGAUCAGUGGACAAGCAGAGUAAAGACUUAGAUGACAUUGAAACUGCCAAACACCAAUUAUUAAAACUACAAUUGGAGGCGGCCAAAGGAGGUAAGAAACCUAAACAAAUGUCGCAACAACCUAUGGAUGGCUCUGCCAUGCCGCCCGGGAUCCAAACCCCACCAGCUCCGUCAGUCAUACCCCCUUAUUUCAGUCAUGGUCGUGAAUUAACAGACGGCCCAGGGGCCGAGCAGUUGAUUGCACAACAACCUGCUGACCUCUGGUCACAAGGCCCAACGGAUGUUGGCUUGUGUGACAUCACUCCAGUGACCUUUGAAAUUACACACACAGAACCCCAGUGGGUUCCACAAUAUCGUAACAAACUAGAGGCUGAAGAAGGCAUUACAUCAACAAUGCAGGGCCUGUUGGAGAAGGGUGUCAUAACCAAGUUGCAUUCCCCGUGGAACACCCCCAUUUUCCCCGUUCAAAAACCAGGCACUGACAAAUAUAGGCUAGUCCAUGAUCUCCGUCGCAUAAAUAGCCUCGUGACCACUCCAACAUUAUCUGUGCCAAAUCCAUACACCGCCAUCUCAAGUUUGACCCCAGCUCAUCAGUGGUUUACAUGCAUUGAUCUGGCCAACGCAUUUUUCUGCAUACCAAUUGCAGAGGAAUGUAAAUCAUGUCUGGCCUUUACCUACAGGGGACAUCAAUAUUCUUACAACAGAUUGCCACAAGGCUUUAUCCUAUCACCAGGUAUUUUUAACCAAGUUUUAAAGACCCAACUACAAAAUUGGGAGCUGCCCGUAGACUGUAUCUUAAUAAUGUAUGUUGAUGACCUUUUGCUAGCAGCUACAACAACAGAAGACUGUCUGACAGCCACAGACGCCAUUUUAAGACAGCUAUAUGUGUCAGGUUUCAAGGUCAGUAAAGAGAAAUUGCAGGUUUGCAGGCCAUCAGUUGCCUUUAUGGGCCGUUCAAUUACAGGUCAAGGCUCAACUUUGUCUCAUCGCCAACGUGAUGGAAUUCUGUCACACCCCAAACCCCACACAGUUAAGGACAUGCUUUCCUUCUUAGGACUGACAGGGUUUAGCAGAAACUAUAUCCCUAUGUAUGUUGCUGUCACUACCCCAUUGAGAAAUAUGGUCAGGGAACAGGGCAUGAGAAAUCUGCAGGGGAAACUUAUCUGGACACCUGAGGCAGAGUUAGCAUUUAUCAACCUGAAAGCACAAAUGUCUCAUGCAGCGCAUUUACACAGUGCUGAUUACAGUUUAGGCUUUUUCUUAGACGUAGCUGAGACCACAAACAGUGCACAUGGAGUACUAUUUCAGAAACAUGCAGGCACCAGACGAGUACUCAUGUACAUCAGCACCCUCAUGGAUCCCAUUGAACAACGUCAACCAGCCUGCGCCAGAUUUUCAGCAGGUCUUGCAAAAGUUAUUGACAAAAUAGCACAUGUAGUUAUGGGCCACAAGCUGACAAUCCUAACCACACAUUCAGUGAUCUCCUUUGUGAACUCUGCAUCAUUCACAUUCUCCCCUCUCAGGCAAAGAAAAUUAGCAAAAUGUCUGACAGCACCGCACAUCACAUACACACAUGAAGGUGUGAAUAUGGCUGAUUUGUUCACCACAGGUGAACCUCAUGAUUGCGCUCCACUUACAGAACUGGCAUGUAGGGUCCGACAAAACCUCAGUGCCUCACCUUUACCGCCAUCACCUGACGUGAUCACCUUGUACACAGAUGGCUGUUGUUUCAGGUCGCCUGACGGCUCUCUGGUGUCAGCUUUUUCAGUGGUUGAACAAACAAACGAAGGGUUUAUCACUAGAUACGCAGAAAAAUUAGAAGGAAAACAGUCAGCACAAAGGGCAGAAUUGAUAGCAGUAACAAAGGCCUUAAGAAUAACAGGGACAGGGAAGGUCAACAUUUACAGCGACUCAGCAUAUGUCGUUGGGGUAGUACAUGUCGAAUUACCGGUCUGGCAAAGAUGUGGGUUUGUCACCACCUCAGGUAGGCCCAUUAUUCAUGAAGCUGAGGCCAGGGACCUGCUGGAAGCACUGCUUAUUCCGCAAGCGGUAGCUGUCAUAAAAUGCCAAGGCCACAGCAAAACUGACACCUCUAUUGCAAAGGGUAAUGAAGCCGCUGACCUGGCAGCAAAAACCGUAGCAGGCUACCAUGCAACCAUGAUGACACAGACUGUCUGUAAUUCAGACGACCUGUUACCAUGUUUUAGCAGAUCUCUUUUGGUAGAAGAGCAAAUGAAAAGUUCACCGGAAGAACAAUCAGUAUGGCAAGAAUAUGGAGCACUUUGUGCUCCAGACGGUUUAUGGCAGGCCCCUGAUGGACGCCCGGCCAUGCCUGUAAAUCUAUCAUCUUCCAUCAUGACCGAGGCACACACACACUCGCAUGUGGGCACGAAGCAAAUGAUGAAGACCCUAAAACACUGGUGGCACCCCUUUCUGUCAGCCAUGGUGUCAAACUUUGUGUUUUCAUGCACAAUCUGUCAGACACAUAAUGUCAAGCCAACAUUAAGACAAUUGCAAGGAGCAUUCUGGCCGCUACGCGGCCCAGGGGAAGAAAUUGUUAUUGAUUUCACGGACAUGAUAGAGAGGGUGCAAGGCAAAAGGUAUCUGUUAGUGAUGGUUGACCAGUUCACUGGCUGGCCUGAAGCAUACCCUACAAGUCGGGAAGAUAGUACCGCAGUCAUUAAAUGUCUGGUGAAUCAUUACAUUCCUCAUUAUGGUUUUCCACGACGGGUCCGAUCAGAUAACGGAUCACAUUUCAAAAACGAACAUCUACGUGCUGUUGAAAAAUCACUUGGGUUGACACAUGCAUUUGGUUCAGUUUAUCAUGCAAAAUCUCAAGGGAAGGUCGAACGUAUGAACCUAACGUUGAAACUUAAAUUGGCUAAAAUCUGUGCACAGACCAAAUUGACAUGGUUAUCAGCUCUUCCACUUGCAUUAAUGUCUGUCCGUGCAUCUGUUAACAGAAUUUCUGGCUUUACCCCUUUUGAACUGUUUACAGGUAGACCUUUUCCAGGACCAACGACGCCAUUGCAGCCUGACUGCUGUCUACAAAGUUCACAGGGCAUGUACUUUGACAAAUUAACUGCAAUGAUCAAACAUUUCUCUCAGCAGGCACCACCUCUCAGUGAGCCUGAACCGCUUCCUCCCCUUUCACAGUGGGUCCGUCUGAAGCAAUUUCGCAGGAAAUGGAAUGAAGCAAGGUGGAGCGAACCUUUGAGAGUAACUGACAGAACUUCACACUGCGUCCGCCUUGCAGGAAAAGGCGACACCUGGUAUCAUUUGUCCUCUUGUGUUAACUGUGAUCCACCAAACAGGUCACUCGCUGAAACAUCUGGGGACCUGAGGAAUCAGGUCCAAGAGAGGGAGGGUAUUGAGAGACCAGAGACAACAACAGGAAAAUUGAAAAUUAAGCACAAAAAAGAUGACAUUUUUUCAAGCCCACAGAGUGAACCAUUAGCACAUUGUGUAAGUGAAGACUGUGCAUAUGGAGCAGGUAUUGCAGUGACAUUUAAAAACAGGUAUGGGGUGGAGAAAGUAAGACAACAAAACAAAAGAACAGGUGAUUGUGUAGUGACUCAUGAGGAAGACGGCAGAACCAUCUUCCACUUAAUCACAAAAGUAAAGUAUACUGACCUCCCCACUUAUGAAAAUUUCACUAAAAGCCUGACACACAUGAGAGACUGGUGUGUAGAACAUAGAAUGAGAAGUGUUUCUGUACCCCGGCUGGGGUGUGGUCUGGACAAAUUGGAUUUCCAAAGAGUCCAGAAUAUCUUAAGUGAAGUGUUUGCAGCCUUGUGUACAAAUGCUUGGGGAAAGCAGAUAAUGCAGAUUGGUGCCUCUAGGAAUACAAAGGAGAACGAAGCUGAUUGA
Triplophysa dalaica is the source of this 4644-nucleotide messenger RNA. RefSeq lists its product as uncharacterized. The transcript has 5 exons. NCBI's taxonomy places the organism in Eukaryota, Metazoa, Chordata, Actinopteri, Cypriniformes, Nemacheilidae. Gene Ontology annotation, biological process: DNA integration. Gene Ontology annotation, molecular function: RNA-DNA hybrid ribonuclease activity; nucleic acid binding. Bases 1 to 4644 code for a protein of 1547 amino acids. The record is from RefSeq and is a predicted model, not a curated record.